This is a messenger RNA of Corticium candelabrum, 751 nucleotides long. RefSeq lists its product as uncharacterized. The record is from RefSeq and is a predicted model, not a curated record. The transcript has 5 exons. Lineage: Eukaryota; Metazoa; Porifera; Homoscleromorpha; Homosclerophorida; Plakinidae. The coding region runs from base 43 to 546 and encodes 167 amino acids.
GUGGAAAGAAAAAACGUUUAAAAAAUACAAACAAAAUGUGAAAUGACCAGCAACGCCAAAGUGGAAGAUGAAAGUUGGUGCACGUUGAAGCUAACAAGAUUUGGCUCCGUGCGGAAGGACUAUAACGGUACACUAUUCCAAUUUCCAUCGUCCAAAUGGAAGACUCGACCUGCUAUCAUGGAGCAGAAGACUAGAGUGAGAAUAUCGAGUGCAAAUGCCAGUGCGAAUGACAUCUUCGCUGCUACACAUUCUGAACGAAAAGACACUCGGACAAGAACGACGAGCGAAAGUCGAAUGGUAGUAGGAAAACUUUCCUUAUACAAAAGAAGUAAAGAAGUGUAUUCCGAUAUUGAAGAUGCAAUAGAGAAAGAAUGGUCGGUGAACGAGUUUCCAAACGCAGCAGAAAGCAACAUUUCAAUACAAACCGACGAUCCAUCGAUGGAGAAGAGGACUCGUCUAAAGAGGACAAAGCGAUUUGUACGACAAACGUGCAGACGAAUUUGUUGCAUUUUGUGUCCUUGUGCGUUUGCACACGCUGAUGACUAGCCGAAAUUGACGACAGAAAUGAACGAGAUAAUUCUAAUGAGUGCACAAAGAUUGAUUGAGAGAACAAUUUGAUUCGUUGUUUCCUAGUGAUUGACAAUGUUGUGUAGCAAUUUUUGUUGCUUACACAAAUACCCUGCAUGUGCAUACCUACUAGCUUGUAUGUGUUUAUGUGUACGUGUAUAUACUCUAAUGAAUAUCAAUGAAU